AUGUUCGUAGAAGCAUUGUGCGUCUGGUGCCUAGACCGCUUCAGCAUAAUUACAGAGUCUACGGGGCUGGAGGACGUGGACGGACUCGUACCAUUCUGGGUGAUCUUGGAGACCUUGUUGAAAAAUCCGGUGUCAAUCCCAACUCAGUUGAUCGAGUUGCUGGAUACAAUAGCAGUCUCACUGAGGCAAAGCUCUGGACCUGCAGGAGAUUUCGGGCUCCUCAGGGACUUCCUUUCUUCUCAUCAUGAGGUGUUCUUUGGAGAAUGUUGGCCGUCAAUCGUCGAGGCAGCUCUGGAGAUGCCGCUCCUGUUCCCGCAAGGUCGCUUGCCACUUCUCCAAAGGGGAGUAUCCACGCAACACUUGUCUCUGACGAAGAAACAAGUUUCUUGUCUUGUUGCGCACCAAUUCCUGUGCACGCUACCCCAGCCUCAGUGGCGAGAUGAAUGCUACGAUUUCAGUAUAUGGUACAGCAAUCACCAAAGACACCCACAGGCCUGCAGGAUCUACCUGACGUCGAUAAUGGAGUAUUUCAAGACACUUCGAGAUGACAUAGUCCUAUCUCUAUCUUUGAGCGAGAACUGGGAAGUCUCCUAUCACCUCCAUGCAGGAGCUUCGUUGGAGCUGCCGCGACUUGACUGCAGGUUGUGUCCUGUGGAGGUGGCACUGGUGGAUAACUACGACACAACUCCUGACUCUCUUGGUCUACCUGAUGGCGCUGCUGUUGUUUCGGCUAAUAAGUUCAUCGGUUUCGGUCAAUCGGCAACCCAAGAAGAGAUUCAUGUCGGUGUCACACCCGAAGCCUGUCCUGCUGUUCUGUUCACUCCUCCGCUGGAAGAUGAUCAGAUUCUGGUUGUGAAAGGGGCGAGCGCAAUACUGAAUGUAGUGGGACAACGUCGAAACUUGUGGAUCGGAGAAAUCCUACCCAGGCAACUAGACGCGAGUAUAUGGCAGGAGAGGGCAAUGCUCUUCAUGGACGCGCUGGAGCUUGACUUGGCGUCGGACGAAGACGGCUUGCCGGAUCUCAGAUCUGAGUGCAUCGACAGGGAGCUACGCAAGGCCUACCUUUCAUUCUACUCCGGCCGAUACCACAAUGUAAUCAGUCCUUUCUGGGGCUGUGGUGCUUUCGGUGGCGACCCAGGCGUCAAAAUGCUCCUUUUAUGGUGCGCAGCAUCCUUAGCGCAAACGAGCCUAAAGAUUGUAUGCGAUGAGCAGUUACAUGGGACAGGAAGAGACCUGAUGAAGGCCAUUGGGAUCCUUCGAGAGCAAUGUGGAACGGUAGAUGGGGUGCUUAGGGUGGUAAGAUCGAUGCCAAAGCAUCUAAAGCGGCUCGAGACGCUCUCCUGGAUCAUCAGUGAGUGGACCUCAUAA
Neoarthrinium moseri is the source of this 1368-nucleotide messenger RNA. RefSeq lists its product as uncharacterized. The coding region runs from base 1 to 1368 and encodes 455 amino acids. Lineage: Eukaryota; Fungi; Ascomycota; Sordariomycetes; Amphisphaeriales; Apiosporaceae. Gene Ontology annotation, molecular function: poly(ADP-ribose) glycohydrolase activity. Gene Ontology annotation, cellular component: cytoplasm; nucleus. The record is from RefSeq and is a predicted model, not a curated record. Gene Ontology annotation, biological process: ATP generation from poly-ADP-D-ribose; carbohydrate metabolic process; nucleotide-sugar metabolic process. The transcript is spliced from 2 exons.